This is a messenger RNA of Athalia rosae (coleseed sawfly), 4968 nucleotides long. It is a transcript of the gene HnRNP-K, whose product is annotated as heterogeneous nuclear ribonucleoprotein K. The record is from RefSeq and is a predicted model, not a curated record. Gene Ontology annotation, cellular component: nucleus; cytoplasm. Gene Ontology annotation, molecular function: mRNA binding. The transcript has 13 exons. NCBI's taxonomy places the organism in Eukaryota, Metazoa, Arthropoda, Insecta, Hymenoptera, Athaliidae. The coding region runs from base 514 to 2034 and encodes 506 amino acids. Gene Ontology annotation, biological process: regulation of transcription by RNA polymerase II; regulation of mRNA splicing, via spliceosome.
UGAUCGAUAUAUGUGCGCGUGGCGAAGACGUUACACGGGGGUACGGGAGUACGGGAGUACGAUUCCCCUAAUGACUCAUCCUCGUCGGUUAUCGUCUUUUUCGGAAAGCCGCGGGGUCUCGCCCAGUCGUUCGGACGGUCGGUCGGUUUUGUCGGUUCGUUGAUAUUUUUUAUCUCCAUUUUUUUUCUUUUUUUUUUUCUUCUCUUCGCAACGCCACACGGUACGAGAUGUGCACCGCGAUCGAAACGUAGCCGACACCCCCGUCCGUGCGGACUUUGAAAAAUAUCACGUCGAUGUUGACGGUUGUAAACGCGCGGUGCCGUGCACUCGACUCCGUACAAACGAGGGCGUUUCUUCGCCGUCGAACCGCUCGCGCUAGCGGACCGCUCGUUAUCGAGAACUCGUCGCGAUUCGCCCCGUUUUCGCUCACUCGUCCGCGAAUCGUCUCGCGCGGUCGAGGGUGAGUUUUACAUCUUCAAAUUUCGACGGACCUUGUCGUUGAAACGAAUAUCCAUGGUGAAACGUUCGAUUCUACAGGGUUCGCAGUCGUCGUCAGCGUCGAUUGAUUUCCAAAAAUAUACGCAGGACGCACGAGCAGGUUAUCCGGAAGGUCAGGCCGACUCUCACAUCAUUACUGGAAUAAUGAAACGCGAGGCCGACGGUGGUACCAUGACCGGCGGAGGAGGUGGAGGAGGUGGCGGAGGUGGCCCCACCAGUCCUCACAAACGCUACCGUCAAGGUGACGACGAACUCCGUCUUCUGAUACCCAGCAAGGUUGCCGGUUCGAUUAUCGGCAAGGGAGGACAAAAUAUCACAAAACUCAGAAGUCAGUACAAAGCCUCAAUCAUUGUACCCGACUGUCCCGGACCUGAACGAAUUCUGACGAUCAGCUCGGACUUGGACACGGUCUUACAAGUGGUUAACGAAGUCGUUCCCAAUCUCGAAGAGAAUGGAUCCAGACACGGCAGUGACGAAAUCGACGUUCGUAUGCUCGUACACCAAAGCCAAGCGGGAUGUAUAAUAGGCAAGGGAGGAUUCAAGAUCAAGGAGCUCAGAGAGAAAACUGGUGCCAGGAUCAAGAUUUACUCAAACUGCUGCCCUCAAAGCACCGACAGACUCGUCAGCAUCUGUGGCAAGCCCAGUACCUGCGUUGACAGCAUUAGAGAGAUUAUCAGUCUCAUAAAAAUCUCACCGGUAAAAGGAAUAAACAACCCUUACGACCCCCACAACUACGACGACUUUUAUGCGGAAGAAUACGGUGGUUACGGUGGCAGUGACGGACCUGGCGGUCAAAACAAGGGUAGCGGAUAUGGUGGUCCGGGUGGUCGAGGAGGCGGAGGAGGUGGCGGAGGAAUGUCGCGAAGAGAAGGUCGUGGGGGUGGCGGAGGUGGGGGUGUCGGUGGUGGCGUAGGUGUUCCACCCGAAAUGAAUCGAGGAUUUCCACCACCGCGACCGAGGGGUGGACCACCGGGAAGUAACAUGUCAGGACCACCUGAUCGCGGAUAUGGAGGAGGAGUGACUCGCGGCGGGGGGGGAGGAGGAUACGAUGGGGGUCGUGGAAAUGGCGGUGGAUACAGCGGAAACCGAGGUGGUCCACCGCUUUAUGGUGGCGGUGGAGGCAACUACAACGAUAACGGCUGGGGAAUACAGGGAGGAGCACUAAAUGGCAUAGGAGGUGGCGGAAAUGGAGGAAAUUCGGGCAUGGGUGGUCCACCGCUAGGAGGUAAUCCAGGUGGCAACCAAGGAGGAAAUCUUGGGGGUGGCGGCGGCGGCGGUAAAGGCAGUACCCAAGUCACGAUUCCUAAAGACCUCGCCGGAGCUAUUAUUGGCAAAGGUGGUGCGAGGAUCCGAAAAAUCAGAUCGGACAGUGGAGCCGGUAUAACUAUAGACGAACCUCUGCCCGGUAGCAAUGAUCGCAUAAUCACCAUAACCGGCCUACCAAAUCAAAUCCAGAUGGCCCAAUACCUUUUGCAGCAGAGUGAUGGCAGUACAGCAACUCACAGCAAUCGUCCAGCCCAAAAACCACAUUUUUGAAAUGUGCAUGAGAAUUCGGAGCACUAUUAAAAAGGCGAUGGAAAAAUGAAAAAGAAUCACGGGGGAGCCAAAGAUGCGUUUGUAACUUUUUUUUUUUAGAAAUAUUUGAAGGAAACAGAAACUUCCACUGAAAAUCUAAUAGGGAUGAUCUUCCCGUUUCGGUCAGCAAGUUGUAGGUGGCCUAAACAGAUGGGAUAUUUUUUCAGAUCACUUUCAGUAGCGAAGACUUUGUAGAAUACAUAACUGUACUUUUAGUAAGCGUUGGCAAGCUACUAUGCCGGCCAAUCAGCUAGAGUAGCAUUUUCUUUUCUUUCAUUUUUAUCACGUUUCUCAUACGAAAGAUAAGGUGGUCUCACGCUAGGUGAUACACGGUGCGAUGUUAUAGUUUAUCGAUGACCUUCAUUUUUAUCAUUUAUACUAUGAAUUUAUUUUACAAUGAUCAUGAUUUUAUAUUAUUGUUCAACAGGGCUCGAUAUUUGAUAAGAAUAUUUAAACUGUUGAGUAUCUAAUCUAGAAUUAUUUUACGGCGGUGAUUAAUAAUGCAAAAGAUUUUCCCGAAAAGCAUUUUACUGCGUAGCUCUUUACGUGACACCACCCUACAGCCCUGCGAACCCCAGCUGUAGCUCUCCCCAAAUUGUAAGUCACUGGUUUUCAACAGUUAUUUCUGGAAAUUUUUAUUAUUCUAGUUUUCCUUUUCUUUUUUUCCUUUUUUUUUUUUUUUUUUUGUUUGUUUGUUUUUUAUAAAUGAUAUACAGAUGAGAAACCAAAUUGUACUACCUAUAAACACACACACUCAUACACACACGUACACUGACAUCAAAAGAGAAUGAUGGAUAUUGAAUGAUGACUGAUUUAAGCCCAUGACCAGAUGUGAUUGCAUAAUGAAGGAGAGCUUAGCAUUUUGUACAUAAAGUAACCUUUCCGUAACACCAUCCGCUGCCAUGUAAACACUUUCUGAACUUGCAUUAUCGAUAAUAUUAAUAAUUAUAAUAAUUAUAAUAAUUAUAAUAAUAAUAAUUCACUGUUAUAACCCAUCCCAAUAUAUUACUAAUAAAACUUUACAUGUAGCAAACAUGUUCUUAUCAUUAAUCCAUCGAAGCAAGCGUCUAUUUUAUGUUAUAAUAAUUUUACUCUGAUAGAAUUAACUAAUCUAACCAUACAUGCGGAAAAUAAAACUCAUCGGUGAGAGAUCAGUGAGUAGCAUAUUCAGAUGAAUCGAAUCGUGAGAUUAUAUCUUUUUUUGUCUUUGAGCAAACAACAUUUAAAGAUCAUAAAACUGAAGUUUUUUCGGCAUACACAUCAGUAUACGUCGCAAAUAUAUACGUACGUAAUGACAAUAGCUGGACAUGGAAUCUAGUCCGCAACUAAAUUCAAUGCAUGUGGAGGAAGAAUGAAUCAGAAUCAUAUCGCGCUUCGCCAUAUGGUAUGCACAAUUAUUAUGGUACGUUUAGUUAUCAUCGGUAUCAAACGAUCUCUGACGUCUACAUUGCCCUUCUACUCGGUGAUUUUUUGAAGACUUGAUUACAAUAUUACCGGUUUCCCUGUUUUUAGAUUACAGAAGCAAAUAACACAGCGUAUGAAUUUUCGUUUCAGACACAAGGUAUGCGAUUAUUUCAUUUUGAACUGUUAUCAAUAAGAUUAAAGUUCUGCUUAAUCUUAGGUUUUUUUUAUAUACAAUAGUGAUAUGGAAGGAAAAAAUUAUUUAGUUCUUGAAAACACAAACAUCAUAUCACGCUAAUAAUUACCUAAGAUCAUAUAGGGCAUUGUAUCAUAUGUUAUAACAUACAUGAUAAUCAAUUAAGUCGAAAUACAAAACAAAGAAUACCGUUAAAUACUUUUGUAAUAGCGGAUGAAUGUGACAUGCUGUCGUACGAGUCGUGCAUAUUGAAAAUGUCAUAACAUAAAAUAACCGAAUGAAUUAUGCGCGUUGUUGAAGUCUUGAAUAAAAGAAAGAAAAAAGAGCUCCAGUUGGUACGUCCAUUCGACUAUAUGAAAUAUAGUUUUAUAUCUUAUCAGCAAGGAAUAAUAAAAAAUAGUUUCAGUUCCAGAGAAAAAAAUUUUCUCGGUACGUGCGAACGUAUUUUCAAAUAAAACAAAUUAUUGACGGCAACACAUGUUCUGUGUGCAGUCAUCAGUCUCGUAUUAAAUUUUUCAGCAGACAACAAGGUAUUUCUUGAUCUGUAUGACGGAUUUGUGUUAGAAACUGAUGGUCGUGAACGUUGUCAGUAUAAAUACUUUCAUCUAGUUACAAAGGACGCAACAGUAUCAGAUGAGCACCUUUGAACUAAAAUUCACUCCGUCAAGCGUUCGAAUAAAUUCCCAAAUCACUCGUGCGCUAAGAUACCUUAUGCGACGCUACAAAAGAAUAUUAUUAGCCUCGGCAAAGCAAAAAUUGUGAGUUUUAUCUUCACCGGUAAAAGGCAAAUUCGAGUCCAAAGGAAUUUACGAGACUUCUUGAAUUUCGAAAUGAACGAUAAUGAGCGGUAUGACGUUUUUUUAACAAAGCCUUUGCCCCCGUCUGUCACGAAGUGCUUUUUUCCGAACAGAAAGAUCAUGAAAUCGACCGUUGCCCAAUCGUAGAAGAAUCGAGUCACAAUCAUUUGCACUGUUCAUUUACGAUUAACACCUUCGAUAUUUGUACAAUUCAGUAUAUGUACAAAAGGUUGGUCCUCGGAAACUUCAUUUCUGAAUUUUGAUGAUACCGUAGGCUCAAAUUGUUGGGAAUAUUGAGAAAAAAUAUUUAUCCGUGAAAGAGCUCUUCAUUCUAAUUUUGAACCUUUUCAUCGGGGGUUUUUUGUUAACUGAACCAUUAAUUUCAGUAUGUGACAGGUUCCAGAUACAAAAAUAACGUUCCCAAGGACCACCCUAAUAUACAAUUCAUAUAAUGUAUAAUGGAUAAUUUUUAUUUGUCAAAUAAAAGUUAGUACAAACGAG